AUGGCCAGAUUAUUACAGGCCCUGCUGCUCCUGGUGAUCACAGUGGGCCUUGUGUCUAGGAGGGUCCAAGCCUGGGGCUCACCGAAGAUUGUGAGGCCAUUUGAAGACAUCCCCGAAACCUAUGUCUAUGUGCAGCAAGCACUCUGGUAUGCCAUGAAAGAGUAUAACAAGGCCAGCAAGGACCUGUACAAUUUCAAGGUGGUGAACAUCCUAAAAUCUCAGGAGCAGAUUACAGACAGUCUGGAGUACUAUCUUGAAGUAAACAUUGCCCGGACAAUGUGCAAGAAAAGUGUUGGAGAAAAUGAAAACUGCUUGCUUCAACAAAAUCCUAAAAUGAAAAAGAUGGUGUUUUGCAUUUUUAUUGUUAGAUCCAAACCAUGGAAAUUUGAACUUAAAAUGCUGAAGAAACAAUGCAAAGAUAUCUAA
Molecule: messenger RNA, 426 nt
Organism: Microtus oregoni (creeping vole)
Lineage: Eukaryota; Metazoa; Chordata; Mammalia; Rodentia; Cricetidae
Product: cystatin-13
Exons: 3
Coding region: 1-426 (141 amino acids)
Molecular function (GO): cysteine-type endopeptidase inhibitor activity
Source: RefSeq, a predicted model, not a curated record